Molecule: messenger RNA, 513 nt
Organism: Musa acuminata AAA Group (dessert banana)
Lineage: Eukaryota; Viridiplantae; Streptophyta; Magnoliopsida; Zingiberales; Musaceae
Product: transcriptional regulator SUPERMAN-like
Exons: 1
Coding region: 1-513 (170 amino acids)
Source: RefSeq, a predicted model, not a curated record
AUGGAAGGUGGCGAGAAGAAGCAAACGGAGCCAUCGAACGACGCGAUGGAUUCGUCGGAACCAGUGAAGGAGAACCCUGGCGCCGGCCGGUUCUACGAUUGCACGUUCUGCAGGAGAGGUUUCACCACAGCGCAAGCGUUGGGCGGCCAUAUGAACAUCCACCGAAAGGAUAGAGCCAGGACGAGAGUCUCCGGCAAGAAAGACGGUGAAGGAUCAGGUAGUGGCGGCGCUUCUUAUGACCCCGUCGUGGACCACCAACGCUCUUAUCCUCCGGUGCCUCGUCCUGUGUGCUUCGUGUCAUCGAGUUCUUCGGGUCGAGAAGUAGCAUCACCACUUGGUGCCGACAGGAGUUUGCAGACCAGGCCGAGCGAACCAACUCGUUCUAGUGGCGAGGGGGGAUUGCUCCCACAGAUGCAUGAAAGGACGGUAAAGAAUAGAGGAGAGGAGAACGAGGAGGAAGAUGAUGAGAUGGAAGAAGUGGAUUUGGAACUUCGACUCGGCCAUGACCCAUGA